UCUGUUAAAGAGGGCUGGAAGUACUACCUCCUUAUUUAUCAGGACGUCUUCACGUAUCCCUGGAUACCAAAACAUCCCCUUCCCUCUUCUUCUUUUUCUUCUUCUUCUCUUUCUCUCUUUUUUCUUUCCCUGUUGGAUGUAACACUCCAGUAACUUUCAAAACUCGAUAGAAUGGGGGUUCUUGCACGGACGUGGGACAACUGCCUCAUCUUUCUAACACUGGCUGCAUGUUUGGUGGUUUGUAAUGCUCAGCCUCGACCUGGUUUCUGCGUGAUGUACGAUGAUUGCGGUCUAAACCCCAACAUCGCAGGGUCCUUGAUCCCUGCAAGAAUACCCUGCAAAAGUUAUCAGCCAGCAGGCUUAGUGGUAGGCCAGCACUACCAGCUGUUGAAGGAGGUUUGUCCUAUGCUAGACAGAGGCGCAGGUAACACCUUCGCCUGCUGCACCAGUGCUCAGUUGCGUGCCUUGCAAAGCAGCUUGAUGCUUUCCAAAGCUGUGCUGCUCCGAUGCCCGUCCUGUGCUUACAAUUUUGCCCACAUUCACUGCAUCACCACCUGCAGUCCGGACCAGAGCCAGAUAAUCAACAUCACCAAAACUAUGAACGUCACGGUUGCUGGAGCACAGAAAGAUGGUGUAGUUGCAUACCAGGCCUAUAUUUCCACCAGCUUCAGCGAUGCAUCCUUCAGGUCCUGCCAGAACGUGCGUAUUCCAGCAACAGGUGGAUAUGCCAUCGCUACCAUGUGUGGCCGAUAUGGUCAUAAGCUGUGCACGCCUCAGCGCUGGUUAGAUUUCCAGGGUGACACAAGCAAUGGUCUGGCUCCACUUGAUAUUGAUUUUAGACUUAUACCACCUAGAGAGACCUCACAGGUACCAGAAGGAAUGAUUCCUUAUGCAGGUUUUACUGUAGGCUGUAAUGAAACAUCACCAACAGGGGAAAAAGAGUGCUCUUGCCAGGACUGUCUGGAUGCUUGCCCUUCAGUUCCUCCACCUCAACCUAUUAUAGAGAACAGCUUCAUGGUUGGCAAAAUGAACGGCAUUCUCUUUAUCUGCCUCAUUCUCUUUAUAGUUUUGUUCCUCCUAUUCCUUGGAUUCCUUGUGGUUAAAUCUGUUUGGACCAAAAUAAGUAAGACAGCAAAAUGGAAAAAGGACAAAAACGCAAACAAUGUCAACUACAACCCUAAAGUGAAUCCCAAAGAUGUGACAUGCUCCGAUCGAGCUAGUCUGGCCACUCAAGAUUUCCUGGGUGCACACUUUCAGACUUGGGGAACUAUUAUGGCUAGGUAUCCAAAGACUGUGAUCUUUAUAUGUUUUGUUGUAGUGGUGGCAUUUUCAACCGGGUUGAUGCACAUCGAACUGACCACCGAUCCUGUUCAGCUUUGGUCAGCUCCUGAAAGUCGUGCCAGGCGCGAAAAGGACUUCCACGACCAGCAUUUUGCCCCCUUCUUUCGUACCAACCAGUUGAUCCUGACAGCUCCAGGCACAAAAGGCUAUGUUUAUGACUCCUUACUGUUCGGCAAAACAAACAUCAGUGGCCUUAUAUCUAAAGACCUCAUUUUGCAACUAUUGGAGCUUCAACAGAAAAUCCAGGCAAUUGAGUUCUGGUCUGACGAUCUUAACAAAACCGCCAGCCUUAAGGACGUGUGCUAUGCCCCACUCAAUCCAGAAAACCCCUCUCUUUCUGACUGUGCUGUCAACAGUCUUCCCCAGUACUUCCAAAACAGGGUGGAUAAUCUGAACGCAAAGGUUAACAUGACCGAACUAGGCGUGACCAAAGAAGUUGACUGGAGAGAUCAUUUCAUCUACUGUGUCAACUCUCCAUUAUCUUUUAAGGACAUCACUGCUCUUGGCAUGAGCUGCAUGGCUGACUAUGGAGGACCUGUGUUCCCCUUCCUGGCUGUGGGAGGAUACGAUAAUGAAGACUACACAAACGCUGAAGCAUUCAUCGUCACGUUUUCUUUGAACAACUACCCACGAGAACACCCAAAGUUCAAAGUGGUGCAAGAAUGGGAAUCAAACUUCUUAAAAAUAGUACAGGAGUACCAGAAAGAUCCCAGAACCAACUUUACUUUCGCCUACAUGGCUGAGAGGUCUUUAGAAGAUGAAAUCAACAGAACUACAAUAGAGGACGUCCCCAUCUUUAUGAUCAGCUACGCAGUAAUUUUCUUGUACAUUGCAGUGGCUUUGGGGGAAUAUUCAUCCUUCAAACGCAUUCUGGUGGACUCAAAGAUCCUUGUUGGCCUGGGAGGUAUUUUAGUAGUAGCCUGCUCAGUCCUUGCCUCCAUGGGUUUCUAUGCUUGGAUAGGAAUCCCAUCAUCACUAGUCAUUCUGCAGGUGGUCCCCUUUCUAGUCCUGGCUGUUGGAGCUGACAACAUCUUCAUCUUUGUACUGGAGUAUCAGAGAGAUGUACGAAAACCAGGAGAGGCGCGGGAGGAGCAGAUUGGGCGAGUUCUUGGAAAUGUGGCUCCCAGCAUGCUCCUUUGUAGCAUGUCUGAAUCUGUUUGCUUUUUCUUUGGUGCUUUGAGUACAAUGCCUGCCGUGAAGUCGUUUGCGCUCUACGCUGCUUUAUCCAUCCUCUUGGACUUCUUGCUGCAGAUGACGGCAUUUGUAGCCCUGCUGUCUAUCGACGCUCGGCGACAAGACGCAAACCGAUGUGAAAUAGCCUGCUGCGUCAGUGUAAAGAAGCCACGAAGCUCCAAACCCAACGAGGGUUUCCUCCUUCCGCUAAUGAGGAAAUAUUAUGCCCCAGCACUGCUCCAUCCUGUCUCUAGGAUACUAGUGAUCGUGUUAUUCCUCUUCAUGUUCUGUGCCUCAAUCUUCCUUGCGUUCCAUGUGAAGGUGGGGUUGGAUCAGGAGCUGGCCAUGCCAACAGACUCCUACAUGUUAAAAUACUUUGAGUACCUUUACAAAUACUUUGAAGUUGGGGUUCCAGUAUAUUUUGUUACGACAAGAGGAUUCAACUUCUCAGACGUGUCUGGCAUGAACGCAGUGUGCUCCAGCGUCGGCUGUGACCAGUUCUCCCUCACCCAGAAGAUCCAGUACGCCACAGCAUAUCCAGACAGGUCCUACUUGGCCAUCCCAGCAUCCUCCUGGGUAGACGAUUACAUCGACUGGCUGAAUCCUCAGUCCCGAUGCUGUCGGCUUUACACCAUUGGACCCAACAUAGGGAAAUUCUGUCCUGCCUCUGAGAAUGCUCUGAAGUGUAUGAAGAAGUGCAUGAAAACCCCAUCCGGCAGCCUCCUGCGUCCAACAGAAGCUGAGUUCCACAAGUAUCUCCCCAGCUUUCUUUCCAACCGGCCAGACUUACAGUGUCCCAAAGGUGGUUUGGGGGCUUAUGACACAUCUGUGGUCCGGGACAAUGAGACGGGAGAGAUAUUAGCGUCCCGGUUCAUGGCAUAUCACAUUCCUCUCACCAACUCGCAGGAGUUUACAGAAGCUUUGGUCAAAGCAAGAGAACUCGCCAACAACAUCACCCUGGAGAUGAGAGAAGUAAACGGCACGGAACCUGAUUUUGAAGUCUUCCCCUAUACUGUGACGUACGUGUACUACGAGCAGUACAUUACCAUUGUAAAUGAGGGCCUGGUGAACCUUGCACUCUGUCUGUUGCCUACUUUCGUGGUGUGCUGCAUUUUGCUCGGCAUGGACCUGAGCUCGGGUCUCCUCAACCUCCUGACCAUAGUGAUGAUCACAGUGGACACGGUCGGAGUCAUGACGCUGUGGGGCAUCGACUACAACGCCGUGUCGCUGAUCAACCUCGUCACGGCUGUGGGGAUUUCAGUGGAGUUUGUGUCUCAUCUAACGCGUUCCUUCGCCCUCAGCACUUUAGCCAGUAAGGUGGAGAGAGCCAAAGAGGCUACAGCUAAGAUGGGCAGUGCGGUUUUUGCUGGCGUCGCUAUGACCAACCUGCCCGGGAUCAUUGUUCUGGCGUUCGCUAAGGCUCAGCUCAUUCAGAUCUUCUUCUUCCGGCUGAAUCUGGUGAUCACGCUGCUGGGAAUGGCACACGGCCUCAUCUUCCUGCCUGUGCUGCUCAGCUACUUUGGUCCAUCUACAAACAAAGCCUUGCUACUGGAGCUCCAGAAAAAGAAAGACAUGGAGAUGGAGCAGCGCAACAAAGCGGUUUACGAAAACGGUGGCUUCGAGAGGAACGAUAACGCCACAACACCAGACCCAAGCACAGCGCAGGAAAACUCCCAUAUCUAAAGUAACACUUUUCUAUAGAGCUCGGACCACCUUCCUCUCCUGCUGCUCUUCCCUCUGCUUCAAGACCGCUGGCAGAGACAGAGAGAGGCAAAGGAUGUUCUUUAUUUUUUUUAUUAACAAUCAGACACUUUCAGUAUACACACUAGUGCAAUAUACGGGUCAGGAGAACAGUCUUUAUAAGGAUAAAGCUUUUUUCACCUCAGCAGCACAGUCAUGUGUGGUUCGCCUGCUCUAACACUGAAAGCAGAAACUGGUGACGGAAGAAUAAUAAUAGUUUAAACUUUCAUGCACAGAUGUUAAUGCAGCUAAUGCUGUAAAAAAAGGUUGACACUUGAGUCUUAUCUGAAAAUCUUGUCUUCGGCUAAUUACAUAUUUUAAACUAGCUGCCACUGGUAACCUCCUUAGCCGUAGCUAUAGACUUUAAAGGUUUAAAAAAAAUCAAUAUUGUUCUAAUUAUCACAUUUAGAUAAACCUUUUAUUAACAAUCUUCUCCUACUUGGUUUAUAAAGCUAAUCACAGGCUACUUGACGUAUAGUAUAGAUGCUAGUUAGGGAAAUGUUAGCAAAACAUACAUGCUGUUUACUUCAAAGCAGAUGCUGCUACUUCGUUAAACAGACAGUAAUUAGAUCGACUAGCAGUGCUACUGAAGCUGUAAGUUAAAAGAACUAGCUAAUAGUUUUACGUCGUUCCAGCUGAGAUGUUAAGAAUCAGUAAUGCUGCUUGUAAAGCAGAAAUGCUAGGUUUCACAGAUUCACUAACAUCUAUAGCGAUUCAGGCUAGCUAACAGCUUUAUUAGCUUUAUUUGUAAACGCAGAGUAUCAACUUUUUUUUAGGAGCAAUAUUUUUACAACAUGUGAAGAUCAAACUGGAUUUUACCUAUGGUUUUGUAGGGAGAAAUCUUAUCAGCUAGUUUAGCUAAAAAAAAUAGCUACUUUCUGUCUGACUAUAUAUGUGUAUACACUAUAUAUAGUAAUGUCAGUGCUAAAAAUACAGUGUGAUCUGAAUAGUAUUAUAUUCCUCACAUAACUUUGACUAAUUCUGCUUAUGAGAGAAAUUUGUUAGAGCAGGACAACCUGCCAAAGAACUGUCACUUCUAUCAGCCAUAACACAGGCUUCGUGACCGCUGUGAAGCCAUUUCUAGGCUGGUAUCAUUUUCUUGAAUGUUGAAUCUUGUCUUCUAGUGUAGGCCUGCACUUACACUUCACUACAGCCUGACAUGGAAAUCGGAUGGAAUGCAUGAGAGAAAUAAUUUCAGAAUUGAAAAUCAUUUUGCACACAUUUUGUUUUUGUUGUUGUAGUACUACUGUAUUUUAUUUAAUUUCAUGACAUUUGCAUAGAAUGCCU
This is a messenger RNA of Silurus meridionalis, 5541 nucleotides long. It is a transcript of the gene npc1l1, whose product is annotated as NPC1-like 1. Gene Ontology annotation, molecular function: lipid carrier activity. Lineage: Eukaryota; Metazoa; Chordata; Actinopteri; Siluriformes; Siluridae. The record is from RefSeq and is a predicted model, not a curated record. Gene Ontology annotation, cellular component: membrane. Bases 172 to 4197 code for a protein of 1341 amino acids. The transcript is spliced from 19 exons.